AUGGCUCGCCGCCGCCACGCCUGCCGCGCGCCCCAGGCCUUCAAGGACAUGUCCUUCUCGUUCGCCUGCGGCGGCUGGCUCAAGAUGUACCUCUUCGGCGUGGCCAAGGCGCUGCAGCAGUUCGAGCUGGAGAAGGACACGCGGCUCAUCGGCUGCUCGGCCGGCGCGCUGACGGCCACCGGCUUGGCGCUGGGGUGCGACUUUGACGCCAUCCGCGACUACGUGCUGGGCCACGUCAUCCCGGGCGCGCACGUGCUACCGGGCGGGUAUUUCCGCGCGCGGACGUUUCUGCUGGACACGCUCAGGGCGGAGGGCAAGCUGCACGACUUCGAGAAGCUCAAUGCGUCGCAGCAGCUCACCGUGGUCUACACGUCGCUGUCGGCGCUGGCCUCGCGCCGCCUGACGACGUUCGACUCGCAGCAGCACCUGACCGACUGCCUCAUGGCGUCCUGCUGCGCCACGCCCAUUGCCGGCAUGCCCUUUAGACUGGGCGGUGAGUGGGUCAUGGACGGCGGCAUCUUCGACUUCCAGCCGAUCUACGACGGCAACACGGUGACCGUGAGCCCGUUCUACUGCACAGGAGCAGAUAUCAAACCAUCGGCCUACGUGCCGAUGUGGUGGGCGCUAAUUCCGCCCGGGGUGCGUGAUGUGGAGUGGCUGUUCGACCUUGGCUAUGAAGAUGGCCUCAAGUGGAUCGUCAAGAAUGGACUCACCGGCGGACGGAAGGUGGCCAUCCCCAACAAGAGCGCAGAGUACGUGAGCCAGUGGAGUACGACGGUCGGCCGUGUCGUCGGGUACCGUGGCUUUGAGAGCCGCGUGCUAGACGCUCUAUUCGUUGGACUCUUCGUGUGCCUCUGGCGGCCUCUGGCUUUCCUGUGUCUGUAUCUGGAGCUGUACUUGCAGGCCAUUGUAUCGGGAAGCAAGGCCGUGGUCUUUGGAGCUGCGGCCAAGCUACUGAUCUCGAACAUUAUCAUGGCUGCGCUGGCCAUCGCAGUCGCAACACAAGGACUACAAGACACGAUGCUGUUCCUGCUGGGUCUGUCGGCGACGGGGUUCUUUCUGGGCGGCAUGGUGCUGUUGGUCGGCGGUCUGCAGCAGGCAGGGGCUGUUGCAUCAGCCGAUUGGCAACGCUGUCGCUCCUAUAUGCGGAGCAUUACGAGUCUGUCGCUCUUCCUGCACUGCAUGCCCGUGGUGGGCUCCUCGGUGCAGAUUAAGCGCCACGAGUUCCUUCUGCAGCACUCGCUGGUCUACCGGAUCGCCAUGCACUGCAUGUAG
Molecule: messenger RNA, 1275 nt
Organism: Phytophthora sojae
Lineage: Eukaryota; Oomycota; Peronosporomycetes; Peronosporales; Peronosporaceae
Exons: 1
Coding region: 1-1275 (424 amino acids)
Biological process (GO): lipid homeostasis; triglyceride catabolic process
Cellular component (GO): lipid droplet; cytoplasm; membrane
Molecular function (GO): triacylglycerol lipase activity
Source: RefSeq, a predicted model, not a curated record